Molecule: messenger RNA, 3329 nt
Organism: Drosophila hydei
Lineage: Eukaryota; Metazoa; Arthropoda; Insecta; Diptera; Drosophilidae
Gene: REPTOR
Product: protein CREBRF homolog
Exons: 6
Coding region: 305-2836 (843 amino acids)
Biological process (GO): response to unfolded protein; regulation of transcription by RNA polymerase II
Cellular component (GO): nucleus
Molecular function (GO): RNA polymerase II transcription regulatory region sequence-specific DNA binding; DNA-binding transcription factor activity, RNA polymerase II-specific
Source: RefSeq, a predicted model, not a curated record
UAGUCUUCAGCUACACCUGCGUGCUUCACUGUGAUUGCCCUAAAAAUUCUUGGAAAAGCAAAACGAAAACUAUAAUUGGCUAUAGAUUUGUGUGUAUUUCAUGCAAAAGUGCAAGAAUUGUCCAAACGUCAGCUGGCAACUCUAAAGCAACUGCGCAGUCGCAGUCGCAGCGCAGCGCCUGGGCGCCAGGCGCACAACGACAACAAUUGUUGUUGGCAUAAUUUGAAAGUAUAUUCUGUGGGAGCAGCCACGCCUUGUUCUUCCCAGCUUCGCCCACUGCAUUGAUCUCUACACUAGCGACGCCAUGACUGAGAAUCAGGUAUAUCCCAUGUCAUCGGAAUUCUUUGACAGCGGCUCGAACAGUAGCAGCAAUCCGUUGAAAUACGAAUUAUAUGCGCUGGCCGCGCCCACGCUGAGCAUACAGACCGGCAGCUACAACAGCAGCAACAACAAUAGCAGCAGCAACAGCAACAACAACUCGAGUGCCAUUUCGAGCAGCAGCGGCAACAGCUACACAUCGAAUGUAAUGCUGAGCACAACAGCAAUCAGCAUACCGCGCAGCAACAAUCCCAAUCAGAGCCAUCAUCAUAGCCACCAUCAUCAUCCGUAUCAGCAGCUAAGCGGAACGCCGACGUUGACGCCUACUCCACGCCAGCAGCAACAUCAUUUGCACAGUUUGCCCAGCAUGGCGCAGCAGCAGCAACAAUUGCAACAGCAGCAGCAGCAGCAGCAGCAACAGCAGCAGCAGCAACAACAGCAGCAGCAGCAACAGCAGCCGCUGCAGCUAGGUGAACUCUCCGAUUUUGGUUUGGAUGCAUUGGAUGCAGCUUCGCUGUCACCAACUCUACUGCAGGACGUUAGCCUGGGCGCCACCUCGCCAUUGAGCACCACUUUGUACAGCAGCAGUGCCAACGAUUCAGGCGGCCACAAUGCUGGUGGCAACAGCAGCGCUGCCGGCGCCGGCGUCGGCAGCAGCAACUAUUUUACGCCCGAUCUGAGCUCGUGUCUCAGCUUGAACUUGACAUCGGAGCAGUCGCUGCUGCAGGAUGUGGUCCAUGGCAAUGCGCUGCUCUACGAGAUGACACCCAACUCGAAUGCCAUGUGGAGCGACAUUAGCAGCGCAAUCGUUCAUACCAAACACGAGCCGUUUAAUCUGGACGAUGACUAUAUCUUUCCCAACGACAAGGCCGAGAUGCAGGCCGCUGAGCUGGCUGAAUUGAAUGGCGGCGACUUCCUGGAUGUGAUGAGCACCAUUGAGGAUUUGCUGCCGGCACAGAACUUUUUGCUAUCGCCGCAAUCGCAAACGCAAGAUGGUUUACCGCUGGAGCUGCUGCAGCAACAACAGCAGCAGCAGCAUCAGCAGCAACAGCAAACGCAGCUGGAAGCUUUGCUCUCGCAGACGCAACAACAAGCGGAUAACUUUGAGCUCUUCCAUAGCACACCACAGAAGCCACCAUCUCAAUUGGGCUCGAGCUUCUCGCCGGGCAGCCAAGCAUCGCAAUCGCCGUUGACGCCACCUCCGCCGCCGCAUGCCAGCCGCUCACAAUACCAGCUGGUUAAGUCGCGCAACAUGCAGGAGCUUGCGAAGAAGGGCAUGGCCAUGUCCUCGUCGCCCGACCGCCAUUCGCUGCUCAGCCAGACGGCUGCACUCAGCCCGGGAGGCAGCAGCAGUGGCUUUGGCAGCGCUGCCAGCGGCAACAGCACAACAACUGCUGCUGGAAAUGCUAGCUCCAGCUCCAAUCAGAGCCCCGGUCAGGUGGUCAUCACGGCAACUGCCGCCACGGCUGGCAACAUUCGCAAAUCCUUUGGCUAUCCAACUGGAGGCAACGGCGGUGGCGGUGGCGGUGGCGGUGGCGGUGGCGGCGGCGGCUCCUCCGUGGAGAGCUCCCAGCUAUCGCGCCUAUCAUCGUCGGCGCCGACGCAUUUGGGCUUGGAGCACAUUUGGAUGCGGCGUGAGCCGCGACAGCAUUUACUCUCUACCGGCUCGCUGGCCGAGGCCGAGAGCUUCUCCUCACUGAGCACCGGCAGCGUUUUAUCGCCCGAUGGCAUCGAUUUCUCGCAGGAUGACGAGGACGAUGCCUCCAGUGACAAUAGCGACAACUACGACGACUUUAGCAGCGAUAAUGGCUCUGGGGAUGAGGAUGAAACACGCACAUCGACACCGAAUCAGUUGGGCAGCAGCAAGGGCAAGGAACGUUUCUUUUGGCAGUACAAUGUGCAGGCCAAGGGACCGAAGGGCAAACGGCUGGUCUUCCAGUCCAAGCUAGAGGAUCCACAUUUCCUCAACGAGGUCACGGAUCCCGUGUUCAGUCCCACUUGCUCGGUGCGCGGCAUAAAGGUGUAUAAGCACAGCGGCAAGGCACGCAAGGGCGAUGGCAACGAUCUGACGCCGAAUGCGCGCAAGCUGCACAACAUCGGCAAGGAGCUGGACAAGCUGAGUCGUACCAUCAACGAUAUGACGCCCGUAUCAGAGCUGCCCUUCAAUGUGCGUCCGAAGUCGCGCAAGGAGAAGAACAAGUUGGCAUCCCGUGCCUGCCGGCUGAAGAAGAAAGCCCAGCACGAGGCCAACAAAAUCAAACUAUAUGGCCUGGAAAUCGAGCACAAGCGCCUGAUCAAUGGCAUCGCAGAACUGAAGCAGGCGCUGGCACUGAAGCAUCGCACAAAGAGUCAGGGCGAGUCCACCGAGGAGGUGGAUCAGCAAAUACAACGCAUUUAUGCAACGGCAUCAUCGGGCAUACGUAUUGCGGGCGGCUCGACCGAUUUUGUGAAUAAAGUCUUGGAGAAUAUGCGAGGCGGCAUGCCCAAUGGCGGGCUCGAGGAUCUGCGCAAAUCAUAGGCCAAAUAUCCAAAGCUUAAACGAACCGCCCAUCAAGUUUAGCCUUAAGCAUUGACUAGCAUGUAGCCAUAGCUCUCGCCAAUUAGAUUCGUAUCCUAUAGCCCGGCAAUGUAACCCAGACGUAACCACACAACAAUACCAAACUAAUCAAACAAACAAUUUUCAAAAAUGUUCUGCUUGACUGCGUGAUAAAAUGUGAAUGCGAACAGGAGUAGAGAGAAGCGAGAAAGCGAGAAAGUGAAAAAGUGAGAAUGUGAGAAAUAGUUUUAACUGUGAUUAAGAAGCCUGGCGUUGCAUGCAACAGUUAAGCUUGUUUGGCCAGCGCUAAAAAAUUGAAACGAAAGAAAAUAGAAUUCCCUGGGUAAAACUAAAAUUAAAAUAUAUGAAACAAAAUGUAAAGAAAGAGGCAACCAUAAAACAAAACACACGACGAAAAUUCGUUUAGUUUUUAAGGAGAAUAAGAAGAAAAGAAACGAACACAAGAAUUGAAGAG